Acinonyx jubatus (cheetah) is the source of this 4495-nucleotide messenger RNA. It is a transcript of the gene PRR15, whose product is annotated as proline rich 15. The transcript is spliced from 2 exons. Lineage: Eukaryota; Metazoa; Chordata; Mammalia; Carnivora; Felidae. The record is from RefSeq and is a predicted model, not a curated record. Bases 2228 to 2617 code for a protein of 129 amino acids.
CCAUGGCUGGGGACCCGGACAGAAAGAGAAAAAAGAAAUCAGGGCAGGGGCAGAGGAAAAGCUGCGGCAACAUUUACCCUGCGGAUUCCACCUACAGCCUCGGUCUCCUGGCCAGGGUCUCCUCUACUGUUUCUUCUUCUUCCAGAAGGAGUCCGGCCGGCGUGCGGCGCAGCUCAGCCUUUCUCCAAUCAGACACCCCAAGGCCGGCGCCACGUACGUGACCUGAUCCAAUCUCCUGCCCUGGAGGGCGGGAACGCAAAGUUCCUACCUGCACCUGCGGCAGCUGUGGCCGCCUCCUGGGUUGGUGUUCCCCCCCGCCCCCUUCCCGGGCGUUCUGGUUUCUCGAAUACUUGGCGAAUGACCAGCAGGUGGGCAGACAGAUGUCUUUCCCGUGCAAAGGACCGAAGUGUAGGAAGGUUCAGUACACCAGAGUGAGCAGCCGAGGUCCCAUCUCCCGCGGCUGCCGGGGAGUCGCUAGCAGGGAAGAGGGAGGCGCGCGAGAAUGAAAGGCUACUAACCGGGAGAGCCUAUCUGGGUAUUCACCUGGGGCAGUGAGCCUGGCACCUGUUCCGCCGCGGGGCCCUCACGCCGGAGCCGAGCGCGCUGCGAGCCCAGAACUGCCGCCACCGCUGCGCCGAACAGAAGUUGGAAGCGCCAGGGGAGACGAGCAGCAGCAAUCGGCUUAGCUGGACUGCAGACAUUUCGGCAGGCACACCUUACAGAAAAAAAGCCCGACCUCCCCAGGUUGUCCCAAGCGCACCUCCUCCGUUCUCUUGGAGGUGAGGUCGGCUCAGAGUCUUGGGAUCUUCAGAAGCCCGAACAGGUGAGCAAUCAGGGUGGUUUUGCAUCCGCCAAGACAGAGCUCAUUCCAAGGUGUCAACCUGGGGUGCUACCCCGGCCCCGGAGAGGUUUCGAGCCACAGGCGCUCUGCGUAAAUUUGCGUAAUUUGCAGUGUUUUCCUUGCGCAAUUAGUGCUGAGCCUUUCCGCGCACACGUCGGUUGUGGAAAAGAGAAUGUAGGGUAGAAAACAGAAGGCAGCCAUCGGCACACCCCACCACCCAUGAAUAACUUGGGGUGCUUCGCUGAUCCGUAAAACACAGGGAGCAGGAGGUUUGCAGACCCAACUGCAAACCGUGCCCUGGGGAGAGGGUGCCUUUUUAGGGGAAGAACUUUUGGCGGCUUCAUCUUCUAUUGUUUUCAAGUCGUGGCCCGAGUGUGCCCUCGGGGCAUCCUGGGGAGGAGCCGGGGCCCGGGUCUCUGCUGCGGAGGCCGCUGCGCCGCCUCGCGUAGGCGCUCAAACUUUCCCGGCGGUUCCGAGAGCAGAACUUUUCCAACAACAAACACCGCUCAAGUUUUGCUCCCCGGCGCGCCGGCAACUCCCGCGAGCACCAGGCGCGUGGGCUGGGACAGAGCCCAGAGGAAACCUGGAAAUGCUCCCGGGCGCAAGCGAACCCUGCGCGUUCGUACAGUUAGUGCCGAGCGCGGAAGGCGCGCACAGGUGUCUCGCUCCCCAUAUUAGCACCUUAAGUGCUAAUAAACAGUCUCUUCGGGCCGCAGAGCGCUGCUUUAAAAGCUGGGGAGAAGCAGAUGGGUUUGGAGUUCCUGAUUGCGCGCAGCAGGUUUCUCUCCUUUGGAGGAAGGAAUUGCGCAAAAAAGAACAGACGCCUUUAAUUUGUAACUAAAAAUCUCAAGAGUUGCGCUGCCUGGUACAAAGUCGGUGCAUAUGUUGAUACAGAACUAAAAAGAAGAGGACGUUUGCCGCUUGGCCUCAUCUCAACCAUCGGCUGGGGUGGCUUCGAAGAGACAUAAGAUUGGUGUCUGGGGAAUAAAAGGAAGCGUGGGACCGCGGUUUUCAAGGGAAAUUAAGUCUAGACCAGUUUCUCUGAAAGCGGCAAGGCAGAAGUUCUGUCAAAAGCAGAAUUUAAAAGAAACAACACAUCCUGAGCUUUUCCCUCGCUCUUAUCGGCAUGUAAAUUCCCCCCAGAAAAUCACAUCGAAGAGCAUUCUGGGACAGAAGUCUAUGGAAAAACACCUUCAAGGGAAAUUUCGGAACUGUUGACAGGAGUCUAAUAUUCAGUGCUCACCCAUAGCACACCCCCUUCCGAGCGCCCUCCGCUCAGGCCGCCGCCUCGGCUCCCACCCCGUAGCCUGCUUUCCUGCCGCGGACCGCCAGCCCCACCGGGAAAGAGGGCCCUUCCCCACCUGCCGCGCCCCGCGCCGCCCGGCCAUGGCCGACAGCGGCGGCACGGGCAGCUCUGGGUCCUGGUGGAAAUCGCUAACCAACAGCAGAAAGAAAAGCAAGGAAGCCGCGGUAGGGGCGCAGCCUCCCGCCCAGCCUGCCCCCGGGGAGCCCGCACCGCCCGCGCCACCCAGCGCCGACUGGACUGGCAGCUCCCGGGAGAAUCAGCACCCCAAUCUCCUUGGGGGCGCCGGCGAGCCCCACAAGCCGGACAAGUUGUGCGGGGAGAAGUCAGGCAGCAGCCGCCGCAAUUUGAAGGUCUCGCGCUCCGGCCGCUUUAAGGAGAAGAGGAAAGUGCGCGCCACUCUGCUCCCCGAAGGAGUCAGGUCCCCUGAGGAGGCGGGCUUCCCUGGUGACCCCCACGACGACAAGCAAUAGCCACAGCGCGGCGGGACUGUCUUUCUCCCCACCACUCCUCCCUACCCUGGCCCGAGAAUUGCGGCCCGCCCCAGUACCUGGUUCUAAUCCCACCAACUUCUGAGUAUUCACACGAGGCCUCCACGAUUUUAAUUUCCUGGAAAUUGAAGUGUCGGUUAAGUUUUUAAUAUUUCAUGGCUCGAGGAGGCACUGAAUAUGUACUUGUGGUAAGCGAAGAUACCUGCCACAGAGGAAGUUGGCAUAAUCCUUUUUUUCCCCCAAGAGUGGCCCCUUGUGCCACCUGGGGAGUGAGAAGGGUGCUUCUCUGCGUGGGUCACUCACCUGGAACUGCGCAGCCCCUCCAACGAGGAAGCAGUGCUCCGAUUCAGGACUCGCUGUUGGAGAGCAAAUUACACUGCUGUUUUUAACGCCAGAGAAAUGCACUUUAGAAGUACUUGUGUAGACUCGUACCUAAGGGAAGGGCUGAGAGGGAGCAGGAAGCAUUCUUAGGUAGAAGCAUUAGAAGUAAGGCAAGGUUGCUUUUAAUGUUGAACUACAAAACUGUACUGCCUGUUUUAGUGUGGACCAUUAAACCCGCUGCACCCUAAGCCUUAAGGUGACAUUUGUGUUUUUUCCAUUGCAAGACUGAAGUCUGUCAUACUUAAAAGCAGGCAUACGAAAUCCAAAGUGACAGAGUUAAUCAUUUGCCACACAGUACAACAGCUACUCCUGGAAAGCUAGGGGAGGGGCACGUUUCUCAGAACUAGCAACACCCCGACUGGCACCAGUUAGCCGGAUGUCUCUAUUUACUAAUUAAAUUUGAGGAAGGGAAGGGGAGGUACUAAAUAAUUAUUCCUAAAUUCUCUUUGUUACUUCGGUACAUCUUCAGACAGUAGAGUAACUCACAAUGCUAGUAGUAAUUCUUUUUUGUGUUGUUAACCAUACUAACAAUUCUCUGAAAAUCCUUAAACAAAUGGACUGGACCCUUAGUUUGUGCAAAGCCGUCUUCUUUUCCCACCCCUUUGCUGCAAAAGCUUACUUUAGUCUGAUUUAUGCAUUUAUCUAGUUUCAAAGCCUUUAGAUGUACUAAUCUGAAGAUUCUGAACAAAAAUCCACCUGUUUGCUUUUGUUAUGAACUUCAAGAAAAGGAGUAAAUGAAUACCGCUUGCUUUCAGCAAAUUACAAGGAGUUAUUGUGGUUAAGGGCCACUGGGCUCUUUCUACCACAAUUCAGUUAAUUUAUAAACAUCCAGAAAUACAUAGGGAAAUUGUAGUGGUCACAAUGUGUGUGUGUGUGUGUGUGUGUGUGUGUGUGUGUGUGUGUAGAGUUUAGAUAAUUACAAGCAAGAACUUGAUUGGAGCUUCUAAAUGUGUUCUAUAGAAAGAGGCAGAUUUUUGUUUCUCUCAAAUUAGUAAUUUAUAAAAUACCAAAACAUGUUCAUUGGCUAAAGAGACUGAGCAAUGACACUUGAUGAAAAUGGCUAACCUCAUGAAUCAAGCUUGGGUACCAGCACAAUAAUAGAGUUUACCAUUUGAUAUAUGAGUUUCCACAUACCAAAGAUUACUCCAAAGGAAAUUUUUUAUAUGAGGAUUAUGAACGCCUUACAUUAAAAGAGAGAAUGUUUGAGCUUUUUUUUUUUUUUAAUCUUGAAAAGACUUUUUUGCUGUGUAUUUAGAACUGAGAGUACGUAACCAAAGAGUCAUCAGGGUGAGCCUCCUGGAUGAGGAAGACUUCAAAUCUGUUUUAAGUGGGCCUCCCCUCUCUAGACUCUGAUGCAAAAGAGGGAGAGGAGAGCAUGCUGGGGAGAUUCACAGUAAGAAGGGACACGUGGGCUUGGCAGAUCACUGGGAGUAAAGCAAGUAGAAACUGUCAAAUAAAGCCUUGGAACACCCGCAUAAA